AAUCACUUGCGGAGGGGUGGUUUCCCUCUUUCAUUCGCUUGAGAUUUUGAUAUCAAGGACAGUAGCGAAGGGUCUGUCUCAAUAACUCGGGAGAGCUAGGCUAUAUGAAGAUCGCGACACAGUUGUUGGUUUUCCCUCGCAGAAAUGCCAGUGCGUGCUGUGACCACCAGGUUCAUGUACAAGGGACUUUGCACUAUUCCAGAUGUCCUCUCCUACCGGACCCCUGUUAACCUGCCUGAGGAUGAAGUGGAAGAGAUUCGUGAGGCUUUCAAAGUAUUUGACCGAGAUGGGAAUGGUUUCAUCUCAAAGCAGGAGUUGGGUAUGGCGAUGCGUUCACUGGGCUACAUGCCCAAUGAGGUGGAGCUGGAGGUUAUCAUCCAAAGACUUGAUAUAGAUGGUGAUGGUCAAGUUGGCUUUGAAGAAUUCGUCACAUUGCUUGGUCCUAAACUCUCAUCUGCUGGCAUGCCUGAUAAGUUCCACGGAGCAGACUUUGAUUCAGUGUUUUGGAAGUGUGACAUGCAGAAAUUGACUGUGGAUGAGCUUAAGAGACUGCUUUACGAUACUUUCCGUGACCACCUCACCAUGAAAGACAUUGAGAACAUCAUCAUGACUGAGGAGAGCCAUCUGAACAGUCCAGAUACCCAUUUGGAUAUUGACACAAGCCCAACACAACAGGAAAAACACACAUGUGUGCGUAAAAGCCUGAUUUGUGCCUUUGCCAUUGCAUUUAUCAUCAGCGUUAUGCUCAUUGCAGCAAAUCAAAUGCUCCGCAGAGGAAUGAAGUAAAGAGCAGUUUCUUGUUACAAAAACAUGUAAGUACGGACAAUGAAAAGGCAAACAUUAACCAAAAUACCUGACUGUUUUUGGUUUUGUUCAAUGUUUUCAACACCCACAAUGACACUA
Messenger RNA from Dicentrarchus labrax (European seabass), 903 nucleotides. RefSeq names its product calcium binding protein 7b (gene cabp7b). Bases 145 to 786 code for a protein of 213 amino acids. Lineage: Eukaryota; Metazoa; Chordata; Actinopteri; Moronidae. The record is from RefSeq and is a predicted model, not a curated record. Gene Ontology annotation, molecular function: calcium ion binding. The transcript has 5 exons.